AUGAAAUUGAGAUUAGUNAAGUUGGCGCUGAAGAGUUUUAACUGUAUGAAGAGAGAUGCUUUUUCUCCAAAUGUGGUUACUUUCACUUGUUUGAUUGAUGGGUACUGUAAAGCUGGUGACUUGGAGGUUGCGGUUUCGUUAUACGAAGAUAUGAGACGCGUUCGGAUGUCUCUGAAUGUUGUUACUUAUACUGCUUUGAUAGAUGGUUUCUGCAAGAAAGGGAAAAUGCAGAGAGCUGAGGAGAUGUAUUCGCAGAUGCUCGAGGAUAGAGUUGAGCCAAACUCUCUUGUAUACACUACGGUUAUCGAUGGGUAUUUCCAGAAAGGAGAUUCGGAUAAUGCCAUGAAGUUUCUGGCCAAAAUGCUCAAUCAAGGGAUGAGACUUGAUUUAGCAGCUUAUGGCGUAAUCAUAUCAGGCCUUUGCAGUAAUGGUAAACUAAAGGAGGCAACAGAGAUUGUAGAAGGUAUGGAGAAAGGUGGUUUUGUUCCUGAUAUGAUGAUUUUUACUACAAUGAUGAAUGCAUAUUUUAAAUCCGGGCGCAUGAAGGCUGCAGUUAACAUGUACCACAAAUUAGUUGAGAGAGGCUUUGAGCCAGAUGUUGUAGCUCUUUCGACUAUGAUUGAUGGGAUUGCAAAGAAUGGACAACUACAUGAAGCUGUAGCUUAUUUCUGUAUUGAGAAAGCUAAUGAUGUUAUGUACACCGUGCUUAUUGAUGCUUUGUGCAAAGAAGGAGACUUUAUAGAAGUUGAGAGAUUGUUUAGCAAAAUUUCAGAGGCUGGACUUGUUCCGGAUAAGUUCAUGUACACUUCUUGGAUAGCUGGUUUGUGUAAGCAAGGGAAUUUGGUGGAUGCUUUUAAGUUAAAAACCAAAAUGGUUCAAGAGGGUCUCGAGCUUGAUUUGUUAACCUACACAACAUUGAUUUAUGGGUUAGCUAGCAAGGGAUUGAUGGUCGAGGCUAGACAAGUUUUCGAUGAAAUGUUGAGAAUUGGAAUAUGCCCUGAUUUGGCUGUUUUUGAUCUACUGAUUAGAGCUUAUGAAAAGGAGGGAAACAUGACCGCUGUUUCGGAUUUGCUUCUCGAUAUGCAUAAAAGAGGGCUUGCAACAGCAGUAAGUGAUGCAGAUUGCAGCAAACAAUGUGACAAUGAAGUGAGCUGUUCUUGAACUUACUUAUGAUUUGAGCUAUAGGCAUCAUCAGCAGCUGUUGUGUUCUCAAAUAUGGGCAAAUAUAGUAAAGGGCAUUUGUAAAUUGUCAUCUUUUACAUUUAAAAAUGGAUAAUUUUAACAAAAGAUACAUGACUUUGAUAGUUAUAUAAAUAUAUACAGAAGUCUUUUAAUUGAAGCUA
Molecule: messenger RNA, 1343 nt
Organism: Camelina sativa (false flax)
Lineage: Eukaryota; Viridiplantae; Streptophyta; Magnoliopsida; Brassicales; Brassicaceae
Source: RefSeq, a predicted model, not a curated record